AUGGCGCCUAAAAAGAAGGGAGGCAAGAAACAGGCCGAUGACUGGGAGGCUGACCUGGGCGAGACCAUCGAUCCGGUGGCACAGGCCACCGAGGACGCAAAGAAUGGAGAUGCAGAGCCAGCUGCUGCCGAUGAAGAGCUCAACGGUGGUGGUGGUCUUCUUGCUGCCCUGCGGAAAAACAAGGACAAACGUGCAAAGAAAGGCAAGGCUGUCUUGAACGACUUUGUUGAAGGCGAAGAUGCAGACGGCGUUGUUCCCACCCCGCCUGCAAACGACCUCGAUGCCAAAGCACCUACCGAGGCUACCUUCGAUGACGGCGACGAGGAUGCUUUUGCUAGCAACAACGCGAAGAAGGGCAAGGGAGGCAAGAAGCAGCCAGCCACGCAGGCCGCAGAAGCCGAUGCCGCAGACAGUGCCGACGGCGGCGGAGUAAAGUCGAAGAAAGAAAAGGAGCGGGAGAAAAAAGAGCGUGAGAAGCAAAGAAAGAGGGAACAGGCUGCAAAGAAAAAGACAACCGCUCCAACACCUGCUCCCAAGGCGGAGGAGCAGAAACAGGCUCCCGUCGAAGAAGAAAAGCCCGAAGCUCCGGCUCCGGCUCCGGCUGCGGCUGCGGCACCCAUGCCAGAAAAAGAAGAUAAGUCAGGGAAGAAGAGGAAAGUGCCUGCUGCCCUCGCCGCCCUCCAGAAACAACAAGAAGCCCUUGCCCGGCAACGAGAGGAACAAGCUCGGAUAGAAGCUGAAGAAAAGGCUGCCGAAGAAGAACGCCUCCGAAGAGAAGAAGAAGAGGAGAAAAAGAGAGCUGAAGCAAGACAGCGCAAGAAGGAAAAGGAGAGGGAAAAGAAGGAACAACUCAGAAAGGAGGGCAAGCUUCUGUCCGAGGCCGAUCGAAAACGGAAGCAACAGCAAGAGCUUCGAUUGAAGCAGAUGUUGGAAUCCGGUGUCAAGGUGGCUGGAUUGACUGGAGGUGCUGAAGAAAAGAAGAAGCCGGCUUACGACAAGAAGCGGAAAGGUCCCAAGAAGGAAGACGUUGACCUUGAAGCGGCCGCACAAAAGGCAAAGGCCGAAGCUGAGGCGGCUGCCGCGGAGCGCCAACGUCGCGCCAAGGAGGCAGAAGAGGCGGCAGCAGCUGCAGCGGCCGCUGAUAUAGAGGCAGGGAAUGACGGCGAGUCGUCCGAAGUCGAUGAUUGGGAAAAGGCCGCAGAGGAAGAAGUCAAGGACAGCUGGGACGCAGAUUCGGAUGCUGAACCAACCGUCAACGGCUCCAAAGACACACGCACAACCAACGGUGCUCCGUCAACCUCGGGGGGCAAAGCGUCCAAGGGAGAGUCCGAUAGCGACUCGGAGGAGGAAUCAUCCUCCGAUGAAGAGCGCACCGUCACUCAGCGCGCCCUUGCCAAAAAGAAGGCCGAGGCCGCCGCCCGAAGACAAAAGGCUCACGAAGAAGCGCUCGCCGCCCGGUCCAAGGACAACCUACGAUCUCCCAUCUGCUGUAUUCUGGGUCACGUCGAUACUGGCAAAACCAAGCUGCUGGAUAAGAUCAGACAGACGAAUGUCCAAGAAGGCGAAGCUGGUGGUAUCACCCAGCAGAUUGGUGCGACUUACUUCCCCGUCGAGGCACUGGAGCAGAAGACGGCCGUCGUCAACAAAGAUGGCAAGUUCGAGUUCAAAGUGCCGGGUUUGUUGGUGAUCGACACCCCUGGUCACGAGUCCUUCUCCAAUCUUCGGUCUCGUGGCUCGUCUCUGUGCAACAUCGCCAUUCUCGUGGUGGACAUCAUGCACGGCCUCGAGCCUCAGACACUGGAGUCGAUGCAAUUGCUGCGGGAUCGUAAGACUCCGUUCAUUGUGGCCCUCAACAAGAUCGAUCGGCUGUACGGGUGGAAGAAGAUCGACAACAACGGCUUCCAGGAGAGUUUGGCAUUGCAGAGCAAAGGCGUGGUGAACGAAUUCUACGACCGCGUGGAGAAGACGAAGCUGGCGUUUGCGGAGAAGGGAUUCAAUGCCGAGCUCUACUUCGAAAACAGGGACAUGAGGCGAUAUGUGUCGCUCGUGCCGACCUCGGCUCACACCGGCGAGGGUAUCCCCGACAUGCUCAAGCUUCUGGUGUCGUUGACCCAGGAGCGCAUGACGUCUAGUCUGAUGUAUCUGUCGGAGGUCGAAUGUACGGUGCUCGAGGUCAAGGUCAUUGAAGGCCUCGGCACGACCAUCGAUGUUAUCCUGUCCAACGGUCACCUUCGCGAAGGGGAUCGCAUUGUCCUGUGUGGUCUGAACGGGCCCAUUGCUACCAACAUCAGGGCCCUUCUGACCCCGGCCCCGCUGAAGGAACUCCGGCUUAAGUCGCAGUACGUGCACAACAAGGAGGUCAAGGCAGCCUUGGGUGUGAAGAUCGCCGCGAACGAUCUGGAAGGCGCCAUUGCAGGAUCUCGUCUGCUCGUCGUCGGACCGGAAGAUGACGAGGAGGACCUGUGCGAGGAAGUCAUGGCCGAUCUGCAGCAACUUCUCAGCAAGGUGUCCAAAGACAACCGCGGUGUCAGUGUUCAGGCAUCCACUUUGGGCUCUUUGGAAGCGUUGUUGGAAUUCUUGAAGCAGAGCAAGAUCCCCGUGGCCAACAUCUCGAUUGGCCCGGUGUACAAACGCGAUGUGAUGAUGGCCGGGACCAUGUUGGAGAAAGCGAAGCAGUACGCGGUCAUGCUAUGUUUCGAUGUCAAGGUGGACAAAGAAGCACAGCAAUAUGCGGAUGAGAAUGGGAUCAAGAUCUUCACGGCCGACAUCAUUUACCAUCUAUUCGACGACUUCACGAGACACAUGGCUCAAAUCCAGGAGCAGAAGAAGGAGGAGAGCAAGCUGAACGCCGUGUUCCCCUGCGUGCUCAACACUCUGCAGGUGUUCAACAAGAAGGACCCGAUCGUCAUUGGAGUUGAUGUUGUCGAGGGUAGUCUUCGACCGCUGACCCCGAUUGCAGCGGUGAAGACGAACCCGGUCACCGGAGUCAAGGAGAUCAUCAGCUUGGGCCGAGUGACAUCCAUUGAACGAGAGCACAAGGCCAUCCCGAUCUGCAAGAAAGGCCAGCCAUCGGUUGCGGUCAAGAUCGAAGGACCCAACCAGCCGCUGUACGGACGACAGCUGGAGGACAAGGAUACUUUGUAUUCGUUGAUUUCACGACAGUCGAUCGACACGCUCAAAGAGUUCUACCGAGACGAGGUGACGAGGGAGGAGUGGUCCCUGAUCAGGAAGCUGAAGCCCCUGUUCGACAUUCCUUGA
Capronia coronata CBS 617.96 is the source of this 3258-nucleotide messenger RNA. Its product is annotated as translation initiation factor 5B. NCBI's taxonomy places the organism in Eukaryota, Fungi, Ascomycota, Eurotiomycetes, Chaetothyriales, Herpotrichiellaceae. The record is from RefSeq and is a predicted model, not a curated record. Bases 1 to 3258 code for a protein of 1085 amino acids. The transcript has 3 exons. Gene Ontology annotation, molecular function: translation initiation factor activity; GTP binding; GTPase activity.